GGUCCAGGUGGACUCGGAGCGGUCCCGAUGCUGGGCAUCCCUUCCCCGCCCCCGGCACAAAGGCGGCUCCCCAUCCCUGCUGGUGCCCUACCCCAGGCCCGCAGCACACCUGAAGCGCGGCGAGUCCUUGAUGCAUUCCUCGAACUCUACCGUCAUGGCUGCGGCGAGCGACGCUCACUGGACCGAGGACCACGACGCGUCGAGCGGCAUCCCCGGCCGGUAGAUGGUCUGUCGCACCCGCACAGCGCUCCGCGCCCGCCCGCCUCGAAAUGAGGCCGGCUCGCCGCUGCCCCGCCCCGCCUGUCACCGCUGGGGAGCGUCGCCAAAGUCUGCUGCCGCUAGCACCACCCGCUGUCACUUUCGGGGAGCGUCGCUAAAUGCGCCGCUGCACUCCGUUGCCUGUCACUGCCCUCUGUCCUCAGCCACCAGGGUCAGGGAGCUGGGCCGGCCGCGGCAGUUGGGAUCCCGAGUAGUUGACUCGGCUGCGAUAAAGGGAAGGGCGCUGUUCUCCCACUUCAGGCAUCCCUGCCAUGGUUAAACUCAGGGAGUUUACAAAAAACAUUUGGGAGCACUAGGUCAGAACGCGUAGACAGACACAUUCUGGAAGAACGGGACGGCGGCGGGAAGAUCGAGAGUGAAGGAGUGAAGGGGUGAACAAAUUAAGGAGGACACUCUUGCGGAAACAACCCGUCACCGCGCCCUUGUGAGGCAGAGGACAGUGAGCCCAGUCGGGCCCAGAGGACAGCACUUCGCACCCGCUCCCUAAGCUUGGUCCCGCCUCCGUUUCUCGGUCCCUGCGGCCGGGCGGGGUGAGCGGAGUGAGUGCGCAGGCGCCGUUGCAGCUGGACAGGGCGGACCGCGGGCCACGUGCAACCACCCCGCCCUCCAGCUACUCCACCAUGAGUUCCUGCGGGGCUGUGGGUUCUGUGCGUGCGCGAUACCUUGUGUUCUUCCAGUACUUGGGCACUGACUUCAAUGGGGUCGCGGCCGUGAGGGGUAACCAUCGCGCUGUUGGGGUGCAGAACUUCCUGGAGGAGGCCGCCAAGAGGCUGAACUCGGUCGAGCCCGUCAGGUUUACUAUCUCCAGCCGCACUGAUGCCGGAGUGCACGCCCUGAGCAACACGGCACACCUGGACAUCCAUCGCCGCUCAGGCCUGCCGCCUUACUCCCCAGAGGUCGUGGCCCAGGCCCUCAACACUCACCUGAAGCACCGGGCCAUUCGGUGGACAGACUCAUUCCUGGGAUCUGCUUGCCACAGCGUACUGAAGGCCUUCCGAGUGCCCCAUGACUUCCAUGCUCGCCAUGCAGCCACCUCCAGAACCUACCUAUACCGUCUAGCCACAGGCUGCCCCUGGCCUGAUCAGCUGCCUGUGUUUGAACAAAAUGUAUGCUGGGCUCUUCAGACAACGUGCCUGGAUGUGGCUGCCAUGCAGGAGGCUGCCCAGCACCUCCUGGGGACACAUGAUUUCAGUGCUUUCCAGUCUGCUGGAAGCCCAGCCACAAAUACUGUGCGCACUCUACAAAGAGUCUCCGUGUCUUCUGGUCCAGCCAGCCCAUUUGUCCUCCCCCAGGAGAGCAGGAGGCUGCAGUUCUGGACGUUGGAGUUUGAAAGCCAGUCUUUCCUAUAUCGACAGGUACGCAGGAUGACAGCUGUGCUGGUAGCUGUGGGGCAAGGGACUCUGACACCCACACAGGUGAAAGCAAUUCUGGAGAGUCAAGAUCCCCUGGGCAAGUAUCAGGCUCGAGUUGCCCCAGCCCAUGGCCUGUUCUUGAAGUCAGUGUUAUAUGAUGACUUUGGUUCUACAUCCUGAGCCCUGUAAGGUCCAAUGUGGAAACCCAGCUGACUGUACACUCUGGAAGUGAAGAGCCAUACAGCAUACUAAGUCUGGCUGUCAGCCUUGUCCAUUUACUGCACUCAGCAGAGAUUAAUCCACAGCUAUGUGGGGCUCUGGUAGUCCUGCCUACCUUCCAGCAGCUCCCACAUCCCCAAUCUUUCCACUGUGGACAUCCCUUUGUCACUAAAGGAUGGGGUACCAGGCAAGAAACAGCUGUAAGCACCCUACUAACCUCUGGUUCUGCUUUUUUGGGAGCCCCAUCUUCUUGGGGCAAGGGAGUAGGAAUAAAAGGCAUAGUGAACAAAAAGGCUUGUUUAUUACUUUAGCCAGCCUGUGACUCUGGUCUUGUCCCUAGGACAGAGUCUGUGGCCCAAUUAUGGUUUCCAUUUACUCAGGGCAUCUACCUCCCAAAGCCAAAUCCCUGGUCCUUCUGCUGGGCAAAUAGCAAGAGACAGAGUGGUAGGUUGCUGGUGGUUACAUGUCAGCUGGGUGCCUGGGGGAGGCCAUUUUUGAGC
Messenger RNA from Peromyscus eremicus (cactus mouse), 2350 nucleotides. RefSeq names its product pseudouridine synthase like 1 (gene Pusl1). The record is from RefSeq and is a predicted model, not a curated record. Lineage: Eukaryota; Metazoa; Chordata; Mammalia; Rodentia; Cricetidae. Gene Ontology annotation, biological process: tRNA pseudouridine synthesis. The coding region runs from base 900 to 1811 and encodes 303 amino acids. The transcript is spliced from 8 exons. Gene Ontology annotation, molecular function: pseudouridine synthase activity; RNA binding.